UGUAAAGGCGUAAAUUUAUUGACAUGUUUCAUACAAAGAGGACAGUCGCGCGUCCAUGUUUUCUCAGUAUAAAAUGAUUUUCUGCGAUAAACGACAUAAAAUCAAAACAAUUUUUCCGAGUGAUUGAUGCCAGGCUGUGCCGGCCAGAAGUACGGAUUGCACCUAGCAUGCUAGGUUUGGAUGACGAAGCUGAUGCUGAAAAUGACCGAGUUGACCCUACUUCAAUUGUUUGUCGUCCCACCUUGAAGCACUUAGUCCGGUAUGUCAUCUAACUAACAUUACCGUUAACAACACACGGCAGUGUAACUAGCGAGAGAAAUGGUUGCUGAGACGCGGUUUUUGCUAUGGUGACCUUUUAGCCCAUUUCAUCCUACGAAGCGUUUCGUAGGAAUGACGGCGACUUCUUGACUGAUGCCGUUACCUAACCCUAGGCUAAAUGGACGGAAAACAAGAGUGCGUAACUAGAAAUCGUUUUGACAUUGCCGACGCUAGCUGACAUUGUAUAAGCUGUAGAAAAUUAAGAUAAACUAUGUGGUGCAGAGGUAAGCACUGUACAGACGACAAAUGGGUCCUCUUUUUUCUCUCAUUUAUAACAACUCUGAAGCUCCCUUUCCCAUUCUCUCUCCGUCUGUCUCCCCAUGUGUCAUUUUUUUAUGCUGUUUGCUCUGUCAGCAGAAAUUCGAGUUACUUCAAAUGCAUGUGGAUACACUUAUCCCGGGGAAGAUCUUGGGAGUUGUAAUCAUAGAGUCUACGUUGGCAAGACAGAGCUCAGCGAUUUUAUGCACACAGUAGAGAUAACAAAAAGAUAAACCUUUGGAGGUGAAGAAUAUAUGGGGACAUAUUGGGGGAUGUUAUGUUUUCGGGCAUUAGGUGUGACAAGUUUACGCUUAUCAGAAAGGUGCACAGUAAACAUAAAAAUUCCUUCAAUGAUAAAAAUGUGAUGUUAUAAAAUUUCGGAUGUACUUGUGCCUUUUCAAUAUGGACGGUAUAUUCAUGCCAAAUGAAGAUUUUCAUUUAUCACGUCAGUUGUCACAGGCUGUUUUGUGCCGUCCGCACUUCCGACGCUAGCCCUCUGUGCUUCCCCGAAGACCGAGCAGGGCUCGAAAGUUCCAAAGGCGAAUAUUUAUUACAUUUUACCCACUCUGUAUAAUCUCCUUUACGCACACACCCACAAACACAAUGGAAUGAAUGUCGAUGGCGGCAUGCAAAGAGAAACUUCCCCUUAUGCAGGUACUAGAAACUAUCCAAUGAAAGGCAUCAAUUCGCUACCAUGCUUUCAGCUAGGCCGUUGUGAGGUCCUAUGAAGAUAAGGGCCAAAAAUCUAUCACGAGCAAAUUAUAUGUCUAUAUACGUUGAUAUAAUAUCAAAAAUAUGUCGCUAAGGCAAAUUUAUAUAUAGCGAUCCAUGUUGAAUGAAUCAUAACUGGAAGUGAGUAAAGUUCAACUAAUUAACUACAUAGAAAGUUUCGUGAACGCUAGUGUUGCACAAUGAAUUAAAUGAAAAUUGACUCUUUCGUCCCAUUCCGCCUUCAGCUACUUCGAUCAAUUAAUGUUGAAUAAUUGAUUUGAUCUAACAAAUUUGUACAGCUCUCUAUUCAUAUCUCGCUUUAGAUCGCUGCUGUAUCCGCUAUUUUGCAUAAUGUUACCUGUGUGACCCCUGUUCACGAAUUGCCACAAAUGGGACCUGCCCUUUUUCAUUUUCUACUCUCCCCAAUUGCCGAAUAGCUGGUGCUGCUUUUCAAUAGCGAUUUCCCAAGAUGCUGCUGCGGCCGUUGUUAGCCAAAACUGCCGAGUCAUUUGUGUCGCCGCUGCGGCCAGUGCCUGGCCGGUUCGCUCACUUCUGUCUGCUUGUCUGCCAAUUGCAGAAAACGACUAUAAUUUUAUUAUUUUUUGCGAUGCGAUAUGAUGGCUUCACAGAGCUGUUCAGUUUGUCUGCGACACCAGGUAGGAGGGGCUUAAGCUUCGGCAGCGGGCGAAAGCCACCUCGAUGCUCCGCCUUUCCUGCUCCGUCAUCGUGACCGUUCGUUCGUCCGUCCGUCCGUCCGUCCGUCCGCCCGUCCGUAUGUCCGUUUAUCCGUCGAUGUUCGCUGGCUGCUUGGUCAUGGAUCGGCCGUGUCUGGUCGUUCGACCCUACGGAAACGGUGCUGCUGACGCGGGCGUAGCUGUCGCCAGAAUAGCGGCGCCGUGCAGCGCUCCCGAAGCGCCACGGCGACUUCGGCCACUUUUCUGCUAUGCUUAGUUUGUCUUCGUCGGCCACGGUGAGCACACGACGUCGUGAGCGAAACGAAGUCGCUGGCCGUCUGUAGCUUUCGGUAGUGAGUCAGUUCAACGUAUGGGCUAAAGAGCAGCGGAACGCCAGUUCUGGUACAGUUCAGGUGCUGAUUGGCUCAUUAGGCUGGUGCCAGAGUUCGACAAAGUGGAGCCGAACUUCGGCAGAGCUCGCAGUUGCUGAAGGUGUUCAAAAAAAAAAAGAAAUGAAUACGAGUUACGGCAUUCAAGCGCAAGAUGAAAGAAGAGCUGUGUUCUAUGUUUUCAUAUUGAGUGACAUAUCUUCUCUCGUCAGCAUCGAGGUCACCACGCAACGUUCUAAAUCAUUCUGCUGCUAGAGAACACGGCGAUGUUCUUGACCUGAGAUGUUCUUCAAACCUAUGGAAAAUCGUAGACGUUCAGUUCUAAAGGAACCAUGGUGUUUUCGUAGACUGUAUUAACUUUUGUGAAGAUACCGUGUAUGAAUGUGUGCGCAUCAAGUAUUUCUACGGCACUAUUAGUGAAGAUGGAGAUAGGUUUCAUGGAAUAGUCUUCCGUAAACGGAUGUUAUCAACCAGUUAGAUCAUAUCGGUGGAACAAACGCUAAAAAAUUGUUGAUGCGGACGAUACCAGCUUCAGACGAAACAGUAGCAACAUAUUGAUUUGGUGUAUUAUCGCACCUGCGACUGUUUUGAUAUUGUCGGUAGUCACGUGUGCCCUAAUCGCAAGGAAUGAUGGUGCAUAGUCCGAUCUCGUCUUCGUCUCAGGAAACUCCCACUGCUAAAGCCAUUGUCAACCGAAGACCAUGGGAAGAUUCGCCACAGAAAGAUACUCGAAGUACCUCGCCCUUAGAUUAUCGGUCGCCCGUAAUGAAAAUCUCUUCAGGUGCGGUUGAAUUGGAGCAUCAAAUAGCGCAUCCAAUAGCAACCUUCAUGUCCUCCCUUGCUAGCCAAGGGGGUCUCGGCACCCUUCCACCUAAGGUGGGCCCUAACACAGCAACGUUCCUCGCGCAACAUGCUCGUACCUCUCCGAGUGGCGAGAUCAUCCUCGACGAUUUCCCCAAGAGAAAACAGCGCCGCUAUCGGACGACGUUUACAUCCUACCAACUCGAAGAACUGGAAAAAGCGUUUGCCAAAACUCACUACCCAGAUGUGUUCACCAGGGAGGAGCUGGCGAUGCGGGUGGAUCUCACUGAGGCAAGAGUACAGGUAUGGUUUCAAAAUCGGCGCGCAAAAUGGCGUAAGCAGGAGAAGGCUAACGGCAACCCAAAUCCUGGGGUUGGCUUCAAUCCCUAUGCUUCGACUCCACAGAGUUUACCAGCGGCAGGCACUCCAGAAGGAUCUUCACAAUCGGGAGCACCAUCGGCUGCGCAACCUUCCGUAGCGGCUGCCGCAGCGUUUGCCUCGAUUUAUGGCCGAAAGCAAGCGCAAACUACGGGGGAGCGUCACUCGAUGCAUUUCUCUUCCGGAGGACCCCCAAGCGGUGGAUCCACUUCUGCUCCACUAUUGUCCCUUCCUGCUAUGACCUUGCCGCCUGGGUUACCAAGUUUACCCGGCAUGUUGCCUGGCAUGAGUAUUUCACCUCAGUUCAACCCGUUUCUGCCACCAGCUCUUAGCAGCUCGUAUGCGAAUCACCUUCAGGCGUGGCUUCAAGCGGCGAUGGUUGCUCAGGUCAAAGUCGACAGCCAAAGCCGCAGUCCGUCUCCGGCCGGUUCGGCAAAGUCGCACGAAUCGUCACGUUCUCGUUCGCCAAUGAUGAACAUCGAAGUGGCCGACGUUGCCAGCAGCCAAAAGGAUUCGCCGACUAGUGCCAAGACGAGUGUUACCGUCGCUGAAGGUGAGGAGAAACCUGCCAAGGAUGCUGAUGAUAAGGCACCGUUAGGACCAGGAGUAAAUCUGAGUAUUGAGAUGCUUCGUCUCAAAGCGCGAGAGCAUGAGGAAGAGCUCCGAAGACAGAGUGAUUCAAACUCAAACUAGACGUAACUUUUGCUAAUCGCAUAUCUACUGACCCAAGUCUCAGUGUCCUCAACAGCUCUGAUGCAUCUCAGAACUCUGACAAUAUGACUUAGUAACAAAAACAAAUUGUCGCUGAUCUUCCUUAGCUCAAAUACGACGUGAAGGGAAAAAGCUUUGACGAUUAUAGACUACAUGUAAAUACCCGAAGCGUAGAUUUAUUCAAGUUUUUAGAAAGCAAUUUUGUGUACAGUUAAGCCUGCUGUCCGACAAAUUAGGACCGACUAUAAUGAAACAGUCUUUUCAAAUAAUUGUCAAUCUGAGACAAUGAUUUUAUAUUAAUUGCGACACAGGAUAGCCUUAACGAGUACGGCCUGGCCUGCGUUUUUUCUCGCGGCAAAUAUUGCUGCCUGCUUUGCUCUUCCUUCGUACCUAGAAAGCUUGCUUCUCUAGCAGAGUCAAUGCUGACUUCCUUCACGUCGACUUCGACUUGGCUAGUUCACUGAAAAACGAAAACCAAUAAAGCCAUCAUUAUCUUCAGUCCUGAAGACGACCCAUCUCAAAACACGAAUCACAUCUAGGGCAGUAUAAUAGAAAACUGUAUAUUGAAAAUUUUAAAAAAAAAAGUGGUAUAUUUAUUACAGUUUCACCUCUGCCUAAAACUAUCGACUAACAAAAAUUACUGCUAAAUUAUUCAUGAACAAUACAUUGAUAUUGUAGCAUACAUAUUCAGCUUGUCGACAGAAAGUAUUGUUAAUACCUAAUAAAUGUACGUAUGAAUGUAAGCAUGGGUGGGUUUUUGUCUGUGUACAGAAAAAUGAU
Molecule: messenger RNA, 5020 nt
Organism: Varroa destructor (honeybee mite)
Lineage: Eukaryota; Metazoa; Arthropoda; Arachnida; Mesostigmata; Varroidae
Biological process (GO): regulation of transcription by RNA polymerase II
Molecular function (GO): DNA-binding transcription factor activity, RNA polymerase II-specific; RNA polymerase II transcription regulatory region sequence-specific DNA binding
Source: RefSeq, a predicted model, not a curated record